AUGGACAUAUCGACUCUUGUGCGGGCUGUGAUCGCAGCAUUCGAAGAUGCCUCCAAGCUGGUACGGCGCAUUCACGACCAAAGAGAAAGGGGAAGCGGCGCAUGCCUUCCCGAAGAUCCUACUCGGGAGCUAUUGGAAUCCCUCACCCUUGGGCCUGCCAUUGUCCGUGGCCACUACGAGCAUGACCUGAAGCGCUUCGGAGAAUCAUAUGCCUGUGGGGAUAUACAAGCCCGGGAGCAGAUGAAAGAUGUCCUGAUCAAUCUGCAAAUGACCCUCAUCGUCACCCUGAGGAAUGUGUAUAUGGACGAGAUGGAUCUUGACUUCAACACCGUCCGGACAGCCUCGGAUGACUGUCGCGUCAAUGCCAGUGUCUGUCUCGGGCAGUUGUCUCAACGUCUUUCCGACGCAGCGAAAGUUCAAGCGUAUUAUCCUCAAAACAUACCCUAUGGCUCUCGUGCGAGUCUGAUGCCGCCAUCAUCUCCGUCGCUGGGAUAUUCCAGUAGUCGGAGUACCCAAUCGUCGGCAGCCUUUCCAACCCCUCGAACUCCAGAUCCGAGCGUGGAACAGUUCGGCAAUCUGGCCGUUUCACCACCGGGACAUCCACCGCUUGUAGAUGGAAAGAUAUCGAUGAACUCCGAGGGCUUACAGGACAAAUGCGAGCGGGACAAAUGCGAGCGUAUUCCAUUGUCCCGCCCGACCGCCGGGCUCCAGAUCGAGGUGCCGUCAAGUGCUGUGCACAGGAUUAACGAUACGGAUGCACGGAGUUUGCGGCGGAGGUCAUCCCAAGCACUUGCGCCAGAGGACAAUAUUCUGCUACUGUUUCCUCAACCGGGUCACCCCGCCCCCAUUGGCAAACAAGCAGAACGAGAAUAUUUCGGGUCUUCGGGCAGAAGCAGUCAUGCGUACUCAUCUCCGGACAUCUCACGAGCCUCAAGCGGUCAUCGAAGUCGAAAGUCGCGAGAUCGAUUCGGUCCCGACGAUUAUGAUGAACACGAACACACUAUUCGGACAGAUGGGCGACAGUAUAGCCACAGUACAAUCUACGAUAUGUAUCAUCCUUCGACAUCAGAGCAGCAUCCGUCUGCUCCUGCUUCUUCAACUUCGUAUUCUCAGAGGGCUCAAGCCAUCAGUCAUGCGCCCUACGAACACGUACGGUAUCUACAGGAAAACAGCAGACCACCUCGACCACAACCCCGAUCGGACUCACUGAAUGCAUCCAAAAGAAUGCAUCACCUCCACGAACUUUACAACCAUCCGGUCCGUCUGGAGAAGGAUGUCCAACAGCCUCCCUCACGACAGUUUGACAGCCGACCAUCCCAUGCCGCCCCGAUUCCAGUUGACUCGGUCCACCACGAAAUUAGCGGCCCUCCACUGUACCCUCUGCCUCAGCCUCCAUCACAUCAACAUCAGCAUCAUGCAUCAACCGCUUCACGACAUCUUCCACCCACAUCCAUGAGUUCAUACACGCGAACCACAUCCACACAUACAGAAGCUUCGUCCACGCCAUCGGUCACCCUUUCCAUCAUCACUACUGGGCCCGUGACCCUACCGACCGACAAAAACCUGCUGGGGUUCUGUAAAGGUGCGUUUCGUCUGCAAGCGGGCCUGGAGCGGAAGGCGUUCAGUCUGGUGAACCGUCCAGCCGGGUUGGUGGGGAUGACCACGUCGUGGAAAUGCGAGAAGUGCAAUUUCGAAGGACCCAUCCACGAGACCAUUGUGGUGCGCGAGGGGAAGAAAAAGGGCAAAGCGGAACGAUCGUUCGAUCCCAAAGUCCGCACCUCCCAAGGCGGCGGUGUCCGGUAUCGAUGGGCCUUUCUGGCCCGAUGCCACGUCACAUUGAAGGCCAUGGUCCCCAGCAACACGGCGCUGGGGCGGGAAGGUGCUUUUGGCAGUUUCGGCUGUAUCUUCUGCUGUGCGGAGGGGAAGAGUCGGGGCUGGUUGGAUGCGGGCGACGCGCUUUCGACGUGCAGUGGUAGUGCCGGUGCGAAUGGACGGUCAAUCGCCAGUCGCAGUGGUAGUGUCAGAUCAGGACAUACGGCCAACACGGCGAUCAAGAUGGUCAGUAGUGGCGGAAGUAAUGGACUUUUCAACCCAAAUGGGCACGGGUUGGGUAAAGGAAAAGGAAGAGGAGAAGAGACUUCAAUGCUGACCACGACGGCGUCGCCCACCCCGAUUUUCGGCAAUGUCGCCAGUUUCAUGCAGCAUCUCGAAACCGUGCAUCGUGGACAAGACGGCUGGCCUAAUGCCGAGAUGGUCGGGCGGUUCAGAGUGGUUGUUGCACGAGUCGCUCCGGCAGAUGACCAUGAUUGGGAGGUCAACUUAGUGCCGUAUUGA
Messenger RNA from Capronia coronata CBS 617.96, 2334 nucleotides. RefSeq lists its product as uncharacterized. The record is from RefSeq and is a predicted model, not a curated record. Lineage: Eukaryota; Fungi; Ascomycota; Eurotiomycetes; Chaetothyriales; Herpotrichiellaceae. The transcript has 2 exons. The coding region runs from base 1 to 2334 and encodes 777 amino acids.